Molecule: messenger RNA, 992 nt
Organism: Drosophila albomicans
Lineage: Eukaryota; Metazoa; Arthropoda; Insecta; Diptera; Drosophilidae
Exons: 4
Coding region: 134-790 (218 amino acids)
Biological process (GO): protein secretion; vesicle-mediated transport
Cellular component (GO): Golgi membrane
Source: RefSeq, a predicted model, not a curated record
GUAUAUGCGAUAGUGCGAUAGACAGCUACGCAAGCAGCAAGCAAAGAAAAUAUGUGUUAAAAUUAAUAUUUAUUUUUCAAUUCGAGCAACUUGUACAUUAGUGAAAUAGUUAGUCACAGCCAGCACAUAAAUCAUGGCGUCCGCAACGGUAAGAAAUGUGCCAUUAUUGGACGAUGAUACGAUACCCUUUGGCGAGGAGGAUGACAUGCGUGAUCCCAGCCAAGCUGGUCAGAAAUACACGCACCCUUAUGUCACCUUCUUUCAUUUAUUCUUUCGCGGUGCAUCCAUUGUGAUUUACAUGUUCUGCGGCUGGUUCAGCGAUUCCUUCAUUACCAGUUUUGUUUUCGUUGUGCUCUUUUUAUCCGCCGAUUUCUGGACUGUGAAGAAUAUCUCUGGCCGACUUUUAGUUGGAUUACGGUGGUGGAAUUACGUCGAUGACGAUGGCAAAUCACAUUGGGUGUUCGAGUCGAAGAACGGUCGUGUCAACAAACAUGAACAGCGUAUUUUCUGGCUUGGACUCAUACUAUGCCCACUGUUCUGGGGUCUCUUCUUUCUGAUGGCACUCUUUGGACUCAAGUUCAAAUGGCUGCUGCUAGUCAUGAUUGCCAUAGCCCUGAAUGCGGCCAAUCUCUACGGUUAUAUCAAGUGCAACUAUGGCGCAGGCAAGGACUUGAAUAGCGCCGCCACAGAUUUUGUGAAGACGCAACUCUUCAAGAAUGCCGUUGACAUGAUGACCAAACCCAGUGCAGGCGCCCCACCGACCAAUGUCCGGCCAACGGGAGUUGUGUGAAUAUUGAAUGCCCAGCCAACUUGCCAACACUAUUUCUGCAUCAGCGGCGCAUUCCAAAGAGUAUUUAGUCCUUAUGCUAAUAAUGUAACUGUGGCCGAUGUCUCUGUGUAUCUGUAUCAUAUGUAAUUCUUAAUUUAGCAUUAACUUUUCUUACAUUUACGCAGCUUUGUAUUGAUUUAAAAUAUACAUAUGUACUGGUAAA